Temnothorax curvispinosus is the source of this 1026-nucleotide messenger RNA. It is a transcript of the gene Nubp1, whose product is annotated as cytosolic Fe-S cluster assembly factor NUBP1 homolog. Gene Ontology annotation, cellular component: cytosol. Bases 52 to 1026 code for a protein of 324 amino acids. Lineage: Eukaryota; Metazoa; Arthropoda; Insecta; Hymenoptera; Formicidae. Gene Ontology annotation, molecular function: 4 iron, 4 sulfur cluster binding; ATP-dependent FeS chaperone activity; ATP binding. The transcript is spliced from 7 exons. The record is from RefSeq and is a predicted model, not a curated record. Gene Ontology annotation, biological process: iron-sulfur cluster assembly.
UUUAUAUUUUUAUCAAUACAUGUAUAUCAGAAAAGAGUUAAAUGAUUCAACAUGGCAGAUGUACCUAGCGAAGCUCCCGAACACUGUCCUGGGACCCAGAGUGAGAACGCUGGCAAAGCAUCAGCUUGUGCGGGAUGUCCGAAUCAGUCACUGUGCUCGUCCGGAGCCACCAAGCAGCCAGAUCCUGGCAUCGCACUUGUGAAAGAAAGGCUAUCUUCGGUGCGGAAUAAGCUGCUAGUGCUUUCAGGAAAGGGUGGAGUAGGCAAGAGUACUGUGACGUCGUUGCUAUCCAGGUGUCUUGCGGCAAAUAAUCCUGACAGAAAUGUGGGAGUAUUGGACAUCGACAUUUGCGGACCGUCGCAGCCAAGAGUACUGGGAGUACUAGGGGAACAAGUUCACCAAAGUGGAUCAGGAUGGUCUCCUGUAUAUAUCGAGGAUAACUUGUCACUGAUGUCGAUUGGAUUUUUGCUCAGCAGUCCAAGUGACGCAGUUAUAUGGAGAGGGCCAAAGAAGAAUGGUAUGAUCAGGCAGUUCCUGUCGGAAGUUGACUGGGGUAGGUUGGAUUAUCUCAUUUUGGAUACACCGCCUGGCACAUCAGACGAACACUUGUCAGCUACAUCAUAUCUCAAAGGAGCCGGUAUUACGGGUGUCAUAAUUGUCACGACACCGCCGCAAGUUGCCCUUUUAGAUGUCAGGAAGGAGAUAGACUUCUGCCGAAAAGUGAACAUUCCAAUUUUGGGUGUGGUUGAGAACAUGAGUAUCUUCGUAUGUCCUAAAUGCAAGAAUACCGCAGAAAUAUUCCCAGCUUCGUCAGGCGGUGCACGGGCGAUGUCAAACGAAUUAAAUGUAGAAUUCUUAGGCUCGAUACCUCUAGAUCCAUUGCUAGCCAGAUGUUGCGACGAGGGUAAAAAUUUUCUGACGGAAAUGCCAGAUUCGCCAACCGUUAAUGCUUUAAACGAAAUUUGCAAGAGUAUUGUUCGAAAGUGUGAAGAAGAGAAAGAGAACUGUCUCAAUAAUUCUCAAUAA